Messenger RNA from Venustampulla echinocandica, 1632 nucleotides. Its product is annotated as Methylmalonate-semialdehyde dehydrogenase, mitochondrial. Gene Ontology annotation, molecular function: methylmalonate-semialdehyde dehydrogenase (acylating, NAD+) activity; malonate-semialdehyde dehydrogenase (acetylating, [NAD(P)+]) activity. The record is from RefSeq and is a predicted model, not a curated record. Bases 1 to 1632 code for a protein of 543 amino acids. Lineage: Eukaryota; Fungi; Ascomycota; Leotiomycetes; Helotiales; Pleuroascaceae. Gene Ontology annotation, cellular component: mitochondrion. Gene Ontology annotation, biological process: L-valine catabolic process; thymine catabolic process. The transcript has 3 exons.
AUGCCUUCCUCCUCCCAGACCUCGAAGAUAGCUACUCGCCGGCUGCAUGCUACAUCUCGGCACCUGAGGCCAGCUGUAGCAACUGCUCCCGACGCCAAUGACUACCCGACCUCACACGAGAAGAUACAGAAUGUGGAGGAUACACCAUAUUUCGUCGACAAUCAGUUCCUGAAGUCAGAGGCCACGCAAUUCAUUGAUUUGCAUGACCCCGCCACCAACAAUCUGGUCACAAGGGUGCCGCAAAGCACAGAUGCGGAGCUCAAGGCGGCGGUUGAUAGUGCCCAAAAGGCGUUUCCAGCAUGGAGGGCCACCAGUGUCAUGGCGAGGCAGCAGAUUAUGUUUAAGUUUACCCAACUUGUCAGGGACAAUUGGGAUAGGUUGGCGGCGAGUAUCACACUCGAGCAGGGCAAGACAUUUGCUGAUGCCAAGGGAGAUGUGCUUCGCGGUCUACAAGUUGCAGAAGGAGCCUGCAACAUUCCUCAACAAAUGAUGGGAGAAGUUCUAGAGGUGGCUAAGGAUAUGGAAACAAGGUCAUACAGAGAGCCAUUGGGUGUCGUGGCUGCCAUUUGCCCUUUCAACUUCCCUGCCAUGAUUCCUCUGUGGUCAAUCCCUAUUGCCACCGCCACAGGAAACUGCCUUAUCCUCAAGCCGUCAGAGCGGGAUCCUGGUGCGGCCAUGAUCCUAGCAGAGCUUGCUCAAAAGGCUGGAAUGCCUCCAGGAGUUCUGAACAUUAUCCACGGUUCAGCUAAGACAGUUGAUUUCAUUAUCGACGAACCUGCAAUCAAGGCAAUUAGUUUUGUUGGCAGCAACCGCGCCGGAGAGUAUAUCUUCACCCGCGGAUCGGCUAACGGCAAGCGUGUUCAAGCAAAUCUGGGCGCCAAGAACCAUGCAGCUAUCCUUCCAGAUGCUAAUAAGCAGCACGCAAUUAACUCGAUCGUUGGUGCGGCAUUUGGUGCGGCAGGCCAGCGAUGUAUGGCUCUCAGCACCUUGGUUAUGGUUGGCGAGACCAAGGAGUGGCUUACGGAGCUUGCAGAGGGUGCCAAAGCGCUAAGUGUCAAUGGAGGAUUUGAGAAGGGCGCUGAUCUGGGACCUGUCAUCUCCCCACAGAGCAAGGAGAGGAUUGAAAGCCUCAUUGCAAGCGCCGAGGAAGAGGGUGCCACUAUUUUGUUGGACGGUCGUGGAUAUAAGCCCGCGAAUUACCCCAACGGCAACUGGGUCGGCCCAACCAUUAUCACAAACGUUAAGCCACAUAUGAAGUGCUACACGGAGGAGAUCUUUGGACCAGUGCUGGUCUGCUUAAACGUCGAUUCGCUAGAUGAAGCCGUUGAUCUCAUCAAUGCCAACGAGUACGGAAACGGCGUCGCUAUCUUUACGAAAUCCGGUGCCACAGCCACUGCAUUCCAAAAGAAUAUUGAAGCUGGACAGGUUGGAAUCAAUGUACCAAUCCCGGUCCCCCUUCCCAUGUUCAGCUUCACGGGUAAUAAAAAGAGCAUUGCAGGUGGUGGAGCAAACAACUUCUACGGCAAGCCUGGGUUGCAAUUCUAUACACAGUUGAAGACUGUGACGAGCUUGUGGAGAAGCGAGGAUGCUAUUUCAAAGGCUGCAGAUGUUUCUAUGCCUACUCAUAGCUAA